Molecule: messenger RNA, 2229 nt
Organism: Cornus florida
Lineage: Eukaryota; Viridiplantae; Streptophyta; Magnoliopsida; Cornales; Cornaceae
Product: disease resistance protein RPM1-like
Exons: 1
Coding region: 1-2229 (742 amino acids)
Biological process (GO): defense response to other organism
Molecular function (GO): ADP binding
Source: RefSeq, a predicted model, not a curated record
AUGGCUGAGAGUGUAGUAGCUUUUUUGCUCAAUCACUUGGACAUCUUCCUUCAACAAGAGUCGAGCCUCUUGGGAGGAAUAAGGGAAGAAGCUGAGUCCAUCAGAGAUGAAUUGGUGCGCCUGAGGGCUUUCCUCAGAGUAGCUGAUGAAAAACAAGAUAUUGACCCACAGCUCCAAGCAUGGGUUGACCAAGUUCGUGAUGUUGCCCAUGACACCGAAGAUGUGCUUGACGAAUUCAUGCUCCGCUUCUCACGUUAUCAUGGGGAUGGAUUCUAUGGUUUUCUUCGUAAGAUUUGUUGCUCUAUUAAGAACUUGAAAGCACGCCGUCGAAUUGCUUCUCGGAUACACAGAAUCAAGUGUAGAGUGAGUCAAAUUGCCGAGGGACAUCAAAACUACAGCACUGUCUCAGAGCAAGGCUCGACCUCCACCACUGUCAACAACACAUGGUAUGAUCGUCGAGGUGAUGCACUUCUACUGGAAGAGGCUGAGCUUGUGGGCAUGGAUGGGCGCAAGAAGCAGCUGAUUGGGUGGCUUGUGGAGGACAGUCCAAGACUCAAAGUCGUUUCGGUGGUGGGGAUGGGGGGUAUGGGAAAAACCACCCUAGUAAAGAAAGUCUAUGAUGAUAUGGAGGUGAAGAAUCAUUUCCAAUGCCAUGCUUGGAUAACUGUUUCUCAAUCAUUUAAUCUCAGAGAGCUUCUCCAAGAUGUAAUUCGGAAACUCUUCGAUGAAGCCAAGCAACAGGCCCCUCAAAGAUUGGAUACCAUGGACAGAAAUGACUUGAAAGCGGAAAUCAAAGAUUUCCUUCAACAGAGAAGGUACGUGCUUGUUUUUGAUGAUGUCUGGCAAAUACAUGCAUGGGAUGCUUUGAAAUAUGCAUUCCCUGACAACAAUAGUGGCAGCCGAAUACUGCUCACGACCCGUAUUGUUGAUGUAGCUUCUACAUCUUGUGUAGAAUCUCCUGAUCACAUCUAUACUAUGGAACCAUUGUCCCAAGAAGAGUCUUGGACUCUUUUCUGUAGGAAGACAUUCCAAGACAACUGCUGCCCUCCAGAUUUAGAGAAAGUCUCACGAAGUAUCUUAGAAAAGUGUAAGGGCUUGCCACUUGCAGUUGUGGCAGUUAGUGGGGUUUUAGCUACGAAAGAUAGAAGUACAUCCCAUGAUUGGGAAUUAUUUCAUCGUAGCCUUGGCGCUCAGUCAGAAGGCCACGACAAACUUGAGAGCAUGAAAAAGAUACUUUCUCUCAGUUACUAUAAUUUGCCUUACUAUCUAAAAAUAUGUUUCUUGUACUUGGGUUUAUUCCCCGAAGAUUACAAGAUUGAGCGCAUGAGAGUGAUUCGACUGUGGAUCGCAGAAGGAUUUGUGGAAGUGAGAGUGGGAAGGACAAUGGAAGAAGUUGCUGAAGGCUAUCUCAAAGAGCUUAUUAAUAGAAGCUUGGUCCAAGUGGCAAGGAUAGAUGGUAUUGGAAGGCUAAGAGAGUGUCGCAUCCAUGACCUUUUCCGUGAAGUAAUUACUUCAAAGUCAAGAGAACAAAACAUUGCUGCCAUGGUAAGCAAAGAAAGCACAACGUGGCCGGAAAAAGUUCGGCGCCUGUCAAUUCAGUACACCUUGGGGAACUUGCAGCAGACAAAUCGUUUUCCUCAACUCCGUUCCUUGCUCAUGUUCUCGGUGGAAGAACCUAUAUCCAAGUCGUUGAAUCCUAUAUUAUUCAGUGGUGGGGUUCGGUUGUUAAAGGUUUUGGAUCUGAGGGGUGCUUCUUUGGAGAUGCUUCCAGAUGAAGUCGGCAAACUAUUUCAUCUCAGGUAUUUAAGCUUGAGGGGAACAGAGGUUGAAACGCUUCCGAAAUCCAUAGGUAAGCUUGAAAAUCUUGAAACUUUGGAUCUCAAAUACACCAAUGUAACUGAGUUGCCUGUUCAGAUUCUAAAGCUCCAACGUCUUCGUCAUCUCUUGGUGUACAACUACAACUUGGAUACAUGUGGCUUUAAAGCAAUAGUGGGAAUAGAAGGUUUGUCUUCCUUACAAAAACUCUGUUUUAUUGAAGCGAACCAUGAGAAUGGUAGAAUUGUAAUGGGAGAGCUAGGGAGACUGACCCAGUUGAGGAGAUUGGGGAUUACGGAGUUGAGAAGGGAGGAUGGGAAGGCUUUGUGCUCCUCUCUUGAAAAGCUGAGUAACCUUCAAUCAUUGUCCGUAGGUUCUGUAGAAAAUAAAGAGAUUGUUGAUAUUCAACACUAG